Molecule: messenger RNA, 5361 nt
Organism: Eimeria acervulina
Lineage: Eukaryota; Apicomplexa; Conoidasida; Eucoccidiorida; Eimeriidae
Product: sec7 domain-containing protein, putative
Exons: 10
Biological process (GO): regulation of transcription by RNA polymerase II; regulation of ARF protein signal transduction
Cellular component (GO): SWI/SNF complex; nucleus
Molecular function (GO): transcription coregulator activity; guanyl-nucleotide exchange factor activity
Source: RefSeq, a predicted model, not a curated record
AGCAGCAGCAGCGGCAGCAGCAGCAGCAGCAGCAGCAGCAGCAGCAGCAACAGGGAGCGCUUGGCAGCUGAGGUGCAGCACCGUCUGUCAUUGAAGUCGCAGCUGCGCGCUGCUGCUGCACUUUUCGAUGAAAAUCCCCAAAAAGGAAUUCAACAAAUUCUCAGCAUACUCCGCAUGCAGGUAACGCCGGAAGCAGCUGCGCUGCUGCUGCUGCAGCAACGAGGCCUCCGCAAGGCUGCUAUUGGCGAGCUGCUGGGUGGAGAUUCGGAAUUCAGCAAAAACACAUUGAAGCACCUCCUCAGACAGCUCAACUUCGCUCCUGUGGAUUCGGCCCUUCGAAAUUUUUUGGGUUUUUUCCGACUGCCCGGCGAAGCACAGAAAAUCGACAGAAUAAUCGAAGCAUUUGCUCACCGCUUCUACUGCAGCAACAGCAGCAGCAGCAGCAGCAGCAGCAGCGGGAGCAGCAGCAGUAGUGGGAGCAGCAGCAGUGGGAGCAGCAGCAGCAGCGGUGGGAGCAGCAGCAGCAGCAGCAGCAAUAAGGGUAAUAGCAGCAGUAAUACGUACCCAAACGGUACGGAUUGCUGCAGACAGCAAGAAGAGCAGCAGCAUCAAGAGAAGCAGCAGAACGAGGUGCUGCAGCAGCAAGAGCUGCUGCAACAAUAUGCGAUCUGGCAGGAGCUGCUCGAGGCUUUUAAGGACAUCUUGUUGAAGGAUUCGCAGUGUAAAGCAGCAGCAGCAGCAGCAGCAGGAGUAGCAGCAGAGGCAGAAGCAGCAGCAGCAGCAGCAGCAGAGAGUGCAGUGAAAGGUUUAGGGGCUCUGCUGGAGCUGAGUUGCGUUGAGGGGCAUUUGGAAUGUAUGGACGCCUUAGCAGCAGCACUGCAGCAGCAUGCUGCUCUCCGCUUCGCGCAGCAGCAGCUGCUGCAGCAAACGAACAUUCAAGCGGCGCUGCUGCUGCUGCAUGCGGCGCUGCAGCGGGGAAAUGAAUUAACAACUGCUGCUUGGAGAGAAGUGCUGCUGCUAAUCUCGCAGAUGGAGGAUCUGCGUGCAGCACCGAAAGCUCUCCAGCAGCAAAACGAACGGCAAACAGCAGCAGCAUCAGCAGCAGCAGCAGCAGCAUCUGCUGCUGCUUCUGCUGCUCCUGCGUCUGCUGCUGCUCCUCCUCCUCCUCUUCCUGCUGUUUCGCCUCCUCGUGCUGCUGCCGCUGCUGCGGUUGCUGCUGCCAAGCCGUUCUACGGGAUCGAUCUCAAAGCGCAGCAGCAGCAGCAACAGCAGCAGCAGCAGCAGCAGGUGGCUGCAGCCUUGUGGAGUUGUGAGGUGAAUUUAAAAGAAGAAAGAAAGGAAGAAGUGUUGGCAGCAAAUGCUGCUGCUGUCAGCAGCUGCUUCGAGCUGUCUAUUGCUGCAGAUAUGGUGCUGGAGCAGAGUAUACACCUGAGUGCUGCUGCAUUUAGCUGCUUCGUGCAUGCAUUGCAGCAGGUCUCGUUGCUGGAGUUACAGCAGCAGCAGCCCCGGCUCUUCUCGCUGCAGCGGCUAGUAGAAAUCUGCUGCUGCAGCUGCAGCAAGACAUCAAGACCCCUUUGGAGAGACCUGCAGCAGCACCUUCUUGCUGCUGCGCUUCACUCUUCUCUCUCUGUUCGUUUCAGCGCUCUCGACGCCCUCAGGCAACUCACUACCCGCCUCCUCCUACAGCAGCAGCAGCAGCAGCAGCAGAAGCAUGGAGAGGAGGAGGAGGAUCAGCAGCAGCAACAGCAACAGCAACAGCAGCAGCAGCAGCAACAGCAGCAGCAGAAGCAUGGAGAAGAGGAGGGCGAUCAGCAGCAGCAGCAGCAGCAGCAACAGCAGCAGCAGCAGCAGCGGCAGCAGGAGGAGGAAGAUAUGUUUGGUGGAGUAGAGGAAGACAUGUUUGAUGCUUUUGCUGCUGUUGCAGUUAAUGCUGCUACCCCCUGCGCCUUAAAGAGCUUCAUCGUUGACAUCCUUUACCAUAUUAUCCGUGCUGCAGGGCCUCAGAUUAAAGCAGGUUGGGGGUCUGUUCUUCUUUGUCUGCAUGCAGAGGCUGCAGAGGCACUAGCGGAGGCAGCAGCAGCAGCAGCAGCAGCAAGUGCUGCAGCUGCAGCAGCAAGCGCGGCAGCAGCAGCUGCUGCAGCACCUGGUGCAACAGCAACAGCUGCAGCAGCAACAGCACGCGCAACAGCAGCAAGCGCAACAGCAGGUGCAGUAGCAGCACGCGGAACAGCUGGCGCAGGCGGCCCAGCAGCAGCAGCAGCAGCAGCAGCAGGGGAGCAGCUGCAGAAGCGUUUGCUGCCUGUGCUGCGGGUCUUAGGCGAAAUCAUUCAAAAGUUUAUGGGGGUGCUGCGGCCAGAUGCUGCAGCACAGAUUGUUGCUACUUUAGCUCUUAUUGCUGGAAGCCCUCUGCAGCCUCUUGCUGCUGUUAAUGCCGUGCAUGCACUCGAAGCAGCAGCAAAUGCUCUCCUCAAGCUCGAUGAUCAACAGUUGCAGCAGCAGCAAGUGCAGCAGCAGGAGGAGCAGCAGGAAGUGCAGCAGGACCAAGACGCAAGCAGCAGCGCCGCAGAUUCGCCAGCACGAAUCCCUUCAGAUGGAAGUAAGGGGCCUAGCGGGCAGGGGCUGUCUGCUGCAGCAGCAGCAGCAGCAGCAGCAAACCAGAGGACAGGAGACAGCGGUAUGAACUUCCCUGUCUUUGUCUCUAUUCUUUUGGGUCUGGGGCAGCUGGCAUGUCGCCCGGGAGGUGCAGCAGCAGCAGCUGCUGCUGCAACAACAGCAGCAACAACUGCAGCUAUUGCUGCUGCACCUUCAACACCAGCAGCAGCAGCAGCAGCAGGAAGUGCAGCCGCUGAGAGGCUCAGCUGCCCUGCGGCUUCUGGUAGUGCUGCGCUGUGGACCUCCGCUAAAGCGCAUCAAGUGCAAGGCGCAGCAACAGCAACAGCAGCAGCAGCAGCAACAGCAGCAGCAGCAGGUAGGGGGCCCCCUACUGAAGAGGAGCCCCUUGAGGAGAUUUUAAAAGGCAGCAAAAAUCAAUCAACUGGGCGUCGCGAAGCUGCACUGACAGCUCUCUUCCGUCUGCUGCUGCAGCACGGGGGGCGCCUUGCUGCGGGUUCGCCAACUGCAGCAGCAGCAGCAGCAGCAGCAAACCAGCAGCAGCAGCAGCAGCUAUGGCGCAUAGUGCUGAAGGGGGCGUUGUGUCCUGUCUUUGAGGAUCUCUUCUUCGAUCUCCACAGCUGCGCACCCCCGCAGCAGCAGCAGCAGCUGCAGCAGCAGCAUCAGCACCAGCAGCAACAGAAGCAGCAGCAGCAGCAGCAGGAGCAACGGCUUCAGAAUGUAACUGCCGCCUCACUGUUUGCAGCUCGUAACAACGCCGAGUCAGUGGGAGGCAGCAGCACCAACAGCAGCAGCAGCAGCAGCAACAGCAGCAGCAGCAGCAGGGAGGAGCCUAUGAGACUGAGCUCUCCAGAAGAGGCAAUGUGCUGGUUUGCGCUGAGGGCUUUAAUUCGUGUGGUGUAUGUACACCUGAAUGUGCUGCGACAUCUGCUGGGGCCGUUGGUUUCAUUGAUGCUGGGAGGACUGAGCGACCAACCCACGGAGCGCGGGGCCCGCCUGAGUAUUGCUGCCGUUCAGCUGCUGCUGCAGUCGUUAAAGCCUCUGCAGCAGCAGCAAACUGCUGCUGCAGAGUGGCUCGCCAUUGUCGGUGCUGUUGCUGUGAGGCGCCUCUCCUCCCUUGCAGUAGCAGCAGCAGCAGCAGCAGCAGCAGCACUACUUGUAGCAGCAGCAACAGCACUGGUUGCAUCAGCAGCAGCCGCAGUAGAUUACAGCAGAAGCAGCAGCAAGAGUUGUUGUAGCAGCAGCAGCAGCAGCAGUAUUUGUUGUAGUAGCAGCAUCAGCAGCAGCAGUAGUUCUAGCAGCAGCAGCAGCAGCAGUGUGGCUUCGGCUGCCUUCUCUCACUCAUUCCCUCGCCAGCUGCUGCAGCGAGCAGCAGCAACACCGCAGCAGCUGCUGCUGUCUUUCGGGUUAUACUUUAGCCAUAUGCCUCCGCUGCAGCGACCUCUUACCUUGCCUUUUGCUGCAGAUGCUGCAGCAGAAGCGAAGCAGCAGCAGCCGCAGCAACAGCAACAGCAACAACAGAAACCGCUGCAGCAACAGCAACAGCACCAACAGCAGCAAGUAGAAGACCUUGAAUGGCUGCUGCAUCAGGGCCUGAGCAGCAGCAGCAGCAGCAGCGAUGCUGCUGCUGCAGCGGAUGGUUCCCUCCCUAUUGAGGACCGCCGGCUGCUGCUGCGCUGUCUGCCUGAGUCAGUGUGCAGCAGCAGCAGCAACAGCAGGGGGUCUGCUGGAGCUCCCGCCAGGCUGCCCUUUAACCCCCGCGACGUGGCUGCGAAAAGUGUCGCUCAGCUGCUGCUGAUAGAUUUGCUGCGGGUGGCUUUGCGCGUUCGCCUUCAGAGGAGCGGAUUUAUGCCGGGGCUGAAGCAACUUCCAGGCCUGCUGAAGCAGCACCGCGAAGCUGCUGCUGCAGCAGCAGCUUUGCUGCUGUCUGCUCUUGAAUGGGGGCAAAGGCAGCCCCCGCAGCAGCAACAGCAGCAGCAGCAACAGCAGCAGCAGCAGCAGAGCACCGGGCAGCGCGAGACAUAUGGUAACGCUUCAGAGAUAGGCCCGGCCUCAGGGAAGCUUGCUGCAGCGGCACGGAAUUCAGCAGCAGCAGGAGAUGUAGCAGCAGCAGGAGAUGCAGCAGCAGCAGCGGGAGAAGCAGCAGAAGCAGCAGCAGCAGCACCAGACGUCUCGGCCUUUGUGCUUCCUCGCUAUUUGCGGUUUUGCUGGUGGCACGUCGUGCAAUUCCUGUGGAAAGAGCAGCAGGUGCAGCGGCUGGUGGAGCAGCAGCAGCAGCAGCAGCUGCUGCUGCUGCAGCAGCUGCAGCAGCAGCAAGCGUCUGCCGCGAAGGAGGGGUUUGUGCGCGACACGGGAAGAGCGCUUCAGCAGGCAGAGUUGGCUGAAGGCAGCCGAGAGUUGGCGAGUCUGUCGACUGUCCUCCGCUGUGCUGUCCUCCAGGGGCUGUGUGCGCUCCCAGAUAGCAUGGUUUCCUCCAACGCUUCGUUGGUUUUAGGUUUGGUGCUGCAGUUGGCCUGCGCGGUGUCUCCGGAGAUGCGUGCUGAGGCGCACAAAGCGAUGCAGAAUUUGCUGUCUCGCGUUCUUCCUGGGCAGUUCUUCGCGCUUCAGCUGCUGCCGCCUUUGGGGGGUGCAGCAGACGAAAUAAAAGCAGCAGAUCAGCAAACAAAGAGGGUACCUUCAGCAACAGCAGCAGAAGCAGCAGCAACGGCAGCAGCAGAUGCCGCAACUGGCGCUGCAGUGCAGCGUAUUUAG